Molecule: messenger RNA, 2436 nt
Organism: Chinchilla lanigera (long-tailed chinchilla)
Lineage: Eukaryota; Metazoa; Chordata; Mammalia; Rodentia; Chinchillidae
Gene: Aldh8a1
Product: aldehyde dehydrogenase 8 family, member A1
Exons: 8
Coding region: 92-1705 (537 amino acids)
Biological process (GO): retinoic acid metabolic process
Molecular function (GO): retinal dehydrogenase (NAD+) activity
Source: RefSeq, a predicted model, not a curated record
UGGAAAAGAGACUCACUCAGGAAUAGGGGCAAAGUCGCGGGACCAGCACCAGGGAGCAACUGUGAAGGGGAAAGGCAGAAUUUUCCUUACUAUGGCUGCACCCGUCGAACUUUUGAUGCUGGAGAACUUCAUAGGUGGGAAAUUUAUACCCUGUAACUCAUAUAUAGAUUCCUACGAUCCAUCCACAGGGGAAGUGUAUUGCAAGGUGCCGAAUAGUGGGAAGGAAGAGAUCGAAGCUGCCGUCCAGGCCGCCAGAGAGGCCUUUCCUGGCUGGUCAUCCCGGAGCCCACAGGAGCGCGCGCAGGUGCUGAGCCGGGUGGCUGACUUGCUGGAGCAGUCCCUGGAGGAACUGGCGCAGGCAGAAUCUAAAGACCAAGGGAAAACCUUAACGAUGGCGAGAACCGUCGACAUCCCCCGGGCUGUACACAACUUCCGGUUCUUUGCUUCCUCCGUCCUGCACCACACGACAGAGUGCACGCAGAUGGACCACCUGGGCUGCCUGCACUACACGGUGCGGACUCCCGUGGGGAUCGUUAUAUCUGGAAACUUACCUUGGAAAAUUACAGAGAAAAGAAUGAUGCCAAGAAUAGAUUCAGAUCCCAGGACUUCAAAACGAUUACUACCUAUAACUAACAAAAAGAAAAAAAAAACCGGAAAAACCAGUGCUUUAGACUCUGGAAUUGCUGGGCUGAUCAGCCCUUGGAACCUGCCCCUCUACUUGCUGACCUGGAAGAUAGCUCCAGCCAUCGCUGCCGGGAAUACUGUGAUAGCCAAGCCCAGCGAGCUGACUUCAGUGACCGCGUGGAUGUUGUGCAAGCUCCUGGAUAAAGCAGGUGUUCCACCGGGUGUCAUCAAUAUUGUAUUUGGAACAGGACCCAGGGCAGGUGAAGCCUUGGUGUCCCACCCAGAGGUGCCCUUGAUCUCCUUCACUGGGAGCCAGCCGACCGCUGAACGGAUCACACACGUGAGUGCUCCCCACUGCAAGAAGCUCUCCCUAGAGCUGGGGGGCAAGAAUCCUGCCAUCAUCUUUGAGGAUGCUAACCUGGAGGAGUGUGUUCCAACAACCGUCAGGUCCAGCUUUGCCAACCAGGGUGAAAUCUGCCUCUGUACCAGCAGGAUCUUUGUGCAGAAGAGCAUCUACAGUGAAUUUUUAAAAAGAUUUGUAGAAGCUACCAGAACGUGGAAAGUCGGGGUCCCUUCUGACCCAUCAGCCUGCAUGGGUGCCCUGAUAAGUAAAGCACAUUUAGAGAAAGUCAGAAGUUACAUCAAGAGAGCUCAUGCUGAAGGGGCCCAUAUUCUGUGUGGAGAGGGAGUAGAUAAGUUGAGCCUUCCCCUCAGGAAUCAGGAAGGCUACUUCAUGCUUCCCACAGUGAUAACGGACAUUAAGGAUGAGUCCUGCUGCAUGCAGGAAGAGAUAUUUGGCCCUGUGACGUGUGUUGUCUCCUUCGAUACUGAAGAGGAAGUGAUUAGAAGGGCCAACAGCGUUAAGUAUGGGCUGGCAGCUACGGUGUGGUCAAGCAAUGUGGGCCGUGUCCACCGGGUGGCCAAGAAGCUGCAGUCAGGUUUGGUCUGGACCAACUGCUGGCUCAUCAGGGAGCUGAACCUGCCUUUUGGAGGCAUGAAGAGCUCAGGGAUAGGAAGAGAAGGUGCCAAGGACUCUCAUGACUUCUUCACAGAAAUCAAGACCAUCACCGUCAAACACUAACCAUUGUCCAUGGAGAACCUACUCCAGCCAACGCCCAGCAGCAGAGAAUCAGCUGUCCAAUGUGGCAAAUGGAAAUACCACCUUACAGGCCAGCCCUGUCUGCACCCUGCAGGAAGUCAUCUCGCGUUUAUCCUCAGUAGGUGGUGUUUCUCACCAGCUAGUGAAGAGAUGUGGUCUAUUUUCUGUGUUGUCUCAGAGCAGAAAAGACCUCUGAAUAGAAUGGUACAACAAAGAAGCCAAACCAUCACCAGUCUCCUCCCAUGUUAUAUCUUCAGAGUAUUUUCUCCAUCAUCUUGACUGCAUUCUUGGGAAUCCCUUAUAACCCGAUAUAGUCAUUUGCAAAUACAGAGUUAAAAAAAUCUACAAAACUGAGUAGAAGCAAUUUGCCAUUCAAUUUCUUCCUUUGAAGAGGAUGUUGAGAUGAACGUCUGCUCCAGUAGCUGCUAGUAUGGUUAAUUGAUAAUUAGUUGUAUGUACCUCAUUAUGCAGAGGGAUAAUGAUUGUCUAUGGAAUUUGUUAAAGGGGACUUAUGUUAUUGAUCAUGCUAAAUAUAUAAAAAAUAAAGCAACGACUAUACUUUCGGAUGGAAGAAAUUUGGAACACAAAGUGAAAAUAGUUUCAUUCACUUGUACCAUUAAUUUUAAUCAAUUCUAAUUCUUAUUGUAAGUAUCUAAUAGACUUACCAUUUACUAAUCCUAAAGGAAGUAAUAAAUGUUAAGUAAUUUUAGUAA